This is a messenger RNA of Rhinichthys klamathensis goyatoka, 1736 nucleotides long. Its product is annotated as angiopoietin-related protein 3-like. The transcript is spliced from 7 exons. The coding region runs from base 36 to 1379 and encodes 447 amino acids. Gene Ontology annotation, biological process: triglyceride homeostasis; phospholipid catabolic process; phospholipid homeostasis. The record is from RefSeq and is a predicted model, not a curated record. NCBI's taxonomy places the organism in Eukaryota, Metazoa, Chordata, Actinopteri, Cypriniformes, Leuciscidae.
AGGACCAGAGCAGUCUUAGCUGAAAAGAAACAACCAUGAUACUGCUUUUACUGUCGCUCCUUCUGGUGUCGUCUCAGUCUUAUUCCUUUCCAACAGAGCUCACCUUGCCUGAACAUCAGACAGAAACUAGGUUACGCUUUGCAGCUCUGGACGAAGUUCGGCUUUUGGCGAACGGCCUCCUACAGCUGGGCCAUAGCCUGAAGGACUUUGUGCAGAAUACCAAGAAUCAGAUCAAUGAUAUAUCCCAAAAGCUCAACAUCUUUGACAAAUCCUUCUACCAACUUUCUGCGCUGGCCAGUGAAAUCAAGGAGGAGGAGGAGGAACUGAAGAAGACCACUGUGUUCUUAAAGGCAAAUAAUGAGGAAAUAAAGAGUAUGUCCCUGGAGAUCAACUCCAAAGUGGAAGAUAUCAUAAAAGAGAGGAACCAUCUGAGGAGUCAGGUGGGAGGCUUGGAGGAGAAGUUAAGUGGUCUGUCCCAGAGUUUGCUCUCAACUGAGCAGGUUGCUGAAAUCUCCACAUUCAAGGAGAUCAUCCAGACCCAGGAAAAGAGCAUCACUGAUCUGCUGAAGGCUGUGAAUGAGCAAAGUGAGCAGCUCAACAACCAAAGGACCAAGAUCAAGGGCCUGGAAAAUAAACUCAGCAUCCAGGAAACUGCUGAAAACUUAAGGAACCGCCAAACCAACAGCCUCUCAGGAUACCUGCCGUACAUCACAUCCGAUGGGAGCUUCUCAAGCGAUCUUCCAAAAGACUGCGGGGAGGUCUUCAACCGAGGACAGAAAUCCAGCGGCCUGUAUGCUAUUAAACCACACGAGUCAAAACCCUUUCUUGUGAAUUGUGAAUUCACCGAGGAGGGGGUGUUCACUGUCAUCCAGCGCAGACAUGACGGCUCUGUGGACUUUGACCAGUCCUGGGAGAAGUAUGAAGAUGGAUUUGGAGACUUCAGCAGUGAGUUCUGGCUGGGGCUGAAGAAGAUCUAUGCUGUUGCCCGUCAGGGACAAUCUCUCCUGCACGUCCAGAUAGAGGACUGGGGGAAGCAGAAGCAUUUCAUAGUUUAUCAGUAUAUCCUGGAGGACGCUGCCUCCAACUACACCAUCCAUCUGAAGCUGCAGUCGGCUGAGUCCAGCUCUGCUGUGGACGAACACACUGGAUUCAGGUUCUCCACUAAAGACCACAACGAUGGAAACCAGCAUCCAAACUGUACCCAAGACUACACAGGUGGGUGGUGGUUUAGCAUUUGCGGCGACAUUAACCUGAAUGGCAAGUGUAUUCAGAGCAGACCUCGUAAAAAGGGAACCCACUGGAAACCUGGCAGGGGAACCACCAUCUUCAAGGCCUCAAAAAUCUCCAUUAGUCAUCUCACAAAGCCACAAACCCCUUAGUAUCAACAGUAUGUGCAGAAACACAUGGGAUUAUCAGAGCUCCAAUACACAUUCAUGUUGAACAACUGAAUACUAUUUUUUUUUACAAAAUAACUUUUUAAUGGACAUGACAAAGUUUGUUGAGUAUAAACAUAUCAAGUAUGCUGCAGUAAAAAUGGGACAUUUACACUAUGAUUAGGCCACUGGACAUAUGAUUCAGUUUCUCCACCAGUCAUCUUAAUUACAUUGCAAUCAGUCCAACCAGGAAACCUCUCAUUUAACCUUCUGAAAGCCAGUUUCAUCCAUGUGCUUGAAUGUCAUGUUGACUGUCAUUUGCUAUUUUUGAACUACAUUUCAAUAUAUAUUCUCUUAUAUAUA